Molecule: messenger RNA, 1947 nt
Organism: Toxorhynchites rutilus septentrionalis
Lineage: Eukaryota; Metazoa; Arthropoda; Insecta; Diptera; Culicidae
Gene: Xbp1
Cellular component (GO): nucleus
Molecular function (GO): RNA polymerase II transcription regulatory region sequence-specific DNA binding; DNA-binding transcription factor activity, RNA polymerase II-specific
Source: RefSeq, a predicted model, not a curated record
GCAUUGAAUUUUCCCAUUCAUUCGCAAGCCUUAGCACAGUUUACAUCAGAAAAUUUUCGCUUCGAUUCGAGCCCUAGACUUAUCUGGCAAUGAACCAACCUUUACAUUCCGAAAAAGUGCGUCCUAUCGAGAAGAACCAACCGCGGAAGUAGCCACCGGUGGACGAUUCAUACAUCGAGCAGUAGAGAAGUUGAAAAAAUGUCUCAUCGAUAGAAAAAGUGACGAAGAAUCAGUUUUAUGAAAUUUUGGAAAACCAAUCAAGAAAAAUGAGUACCCCAAUCGUGAUAAACGUUCCAACGAAAUACAUCCCGAUCCAUUUGGCCCCCGUUAAAACGGAAAUCAAACCGGUGAUCUUCGGUUCGGACGACGCUGACGAAUCAACCUCCUCGAUGGAUGAAUUCCUUGUGCGGGGCAAGAAACGCCGUCUGGACCAUCUAACAUGGGAGGAAAAACUCCAGCGGAAGAAAUUGAAAAAUCGCGUCGCGGCACAGACAUCCCGUGAUCGCAAGAAGGCAAAAAUGGAAGACAUGGAACAAACCGUCCAAAACCAAGCGGAACAAAUCAGCGAACUCAAGAGUAAGUGUGAUUUGUUGCAGGCGGAAAAAGAGGCUAUCCACAGCAAGUAUCUCGAUCUUGAGAGUCGUUUCGAAGAGCUGAAGCGACGCCUCGACGAGCAACAGCAAAACCAAUCCCAGCAGCCACAAACAACAAGCGCCGUCACGAUCAAGUCCGAACCUAAUGCCGAAGCCUCACACAGUGUUGGCUCUGUUUCCACCCUACUAGGAUCAGCAGCAUCCGCCCAAACCCCUCAGCAGCAGACCUUAUUCAAUGGAAACACAGACGACACUGCGUCAGGAACAGGACAGCGAGAAGUUGGCGGCUCUGUGGAAGAUAAUUGCUCUUUGCCUGCUCUACAGGACAUGCUCGAAGAGUUCGACGUGUCCAAACUCGAAGAGCUCGCCGAAAGCUUGCUGGCCGACGUCACAAGUGAGCUGGAAGGCACUGAUCGAGGAAGCCUCCCGACAGAUGCCCAAGAUGCAGGCCCCGGCGGCCGAAUGCUUGGACCAGUGGUGGGGACCUCAUCAGAACGGCUGGAACCCGGCCAAGAAACUGAUCAAGGAAGCAGCCUAAUUCUGAACACCCACAAUUAUUCCAAAUCACCCUUUCACGUAGAAACACCACUAUCUGGAGAGAAUCAGCAGUCUGGGUUAAACCAGCAGACAACGGUCUUCGGAUCCUACGACGACGCAACGAAUUGCAUCACAAUUGUGUUGAACGAUGAUGAAAUUUCUCUGGAAGAAGAAGUCAUCUGUGAAGAGUCCGAAGAGGAAAUGGUGCACGAAGCAGAGUUCGAAAUAAAAUUGGAACCAGUGCGGGAACUGCUUUCACCAAUUCCGAGCACCUGUUCCAAUUACUCUUCGGCGCCAAGCGACUGCAGUCGAAUGCAUGUGGAUGAGGAACCACAAAAAGUGCAAAAGAUCCCUCCCUCGCCACAAUCGUUCAUUUCCGAUGGGGGAUACGAAUCGUUAAGUUCUCCCACUUACUCCACGGAUUUCAACAUGAGUGCGCUGGACGACUUCUGGAAUUUGGAUCUGUUUCCCAUCUUGAGCUGAACGAAAAGCCAAUUCGAGACGAUUGUAAAUAGUUGUGAUGUACAAAUUUGUUAGUAAUUGCGAAGAUCUUUAUUUAAAGUUAAUAUUGUUAGCUCUAUUUCGUUAGGUUUAACUUAGACUGCUGUAAAUAUUAGUUUGUAUUUAGUGCUUCACGAAUACUUAAUGUGAAAUGUUCUCUAAUCAGUGAUAGUUUAUAGCCAAACGUAGAAACAUGAUAACGUUACGUUUCAAAAUUGUGUGCACGAUGUGAACAUGUUUUAAUAUUUUCAUUUUGGAAGAUUCUGCAUUACCUUCAAGAGGGUGAAUAAAAUAUACUUGAAAAUGAUAAGCACAA